Staurois parvus is the source of this 297-nucleotide messenger RNA. NCBI's taxonomy places the organism in Eukaryota, Metazoa, Chordata, Amphibia, Anura, Ranidae. The record is from the annotation of a GenBank genome assembly.
AAGCAAUCAUUUCUCCUUCUCUUUGACUGCAUUCUUGCAGCCAUUGAGAAAUACUGUGAGAGCUGUGAUUGGUCACAGUUUGUAACAUGGUACAAGGCUGUUGUGAAUAGCCUUGUAUCAUGUGACCUCUGUGAUCAUUCACAGAUUUCACAUGUAGUAAGCAAUGAUGUCAGAAGUGACAUCUUGCUUACUACUAUUCAUGUGAUGCAGUGAUCACAUGAUCAGGACCUCACACAGAGGUCCCAUACAGUGUCCCAGGGAGCACGCACAGGUUGAAAAUGCGGGCGCUGUUUAUGA